Messenger RNA from Peniophora sp. CBMAI 1063, 1050 nucleotides. NCBI's taxonomy places the organism in Eukaryota, Fungi, Basidiomycota, Agaricomycetes, Russulales, Peniophoraceae. The record is from the annotation of a GenBank genome assembly.
AUGGCGCAACAGAAUGAGGCGACGAGAGGCCAGGUGAUUGGGACAGUGUCCUUUUACCUGGUGGCGGCGCUAGCAAUGGUCAUGGCCAACAAAUGGGUGCUAAACACGACAACCGUCCCGCUAUUCUUCCUGUGGACACAGCUCACCAUUGCUGUUGUCUUAUUCUUGAUUGCGCACGCGGCUAAGGUCGUGUCUGUGCCCAUGCACGUCUCCAAGGAGCUCAUCCAGGGCCUGGGACCGCUGAUGAUCCUGAACCUCAUCGGCCUCACUUCGAACAACUUCACGCUCAAAUACGUCGACGCGUCCUUCUACCAAGUCGUCCGCGGUCUGGUCCUCCCUCUGACCGUCUUCACGUCGUACCUCCUCUUGGCCGCGCGUCCGUCACUGCACAUCCUCUACGCUUGCGCGGUCGUCACAGCCGGCUUCUUUGUUGGCAUCUUCCUUGAUGGCACCUACAUCUCGCCGCUCGGCAUCUUCUUUGGUCUACUGUCCUCGCUGAUGACAGCGCUCCACGCCGUGGUCAUGAAGCGCUCGCUCGGCGUCGUAAACAACAACGCACUCCACCUUUCGUGGUACUCGAACCUCAUCACCGCCGUCAUGCUCAUCCCGUGCAUCCUCCUUGCCGGCGAGGGCCCCGCCAUCUGGGAUCUGUUCGUCGGCGCAGGUGUCGGUCUCGGUACAUUCGCGUGGGGCAGCGCCAUCACCGGCAGCAUCGGUUUCGCCAUGAGCAUCGCCAGUGUACUCAGCAUCAAGGUCACUUCGCCGAUUACACACAUGAUCUCGUCCGCUAUCCGCGGCGUAGCCGCUUCCCUACUCGGGAUGUGGAUUUUCGGCGACAUCUUAUCUGCAGGACGUAUCUGGGCCAUCGCCAUCAUCCUUGCUGGCUCGAUCUACUACACUUGGAUCAAGCACGUUGAGUCGCAAUCUCAGCACAAGAGCGACUACGAGCGCGUACCGCUCGACAAUGUCGAGGAGGGCAACGCGACCUCGCCCAUGUCCCCGAAGGACAGCGAGGGCGUAUCGCGGAGGAGCGUGGCGGAACUGAAGUAG